Molecule: messenger RNA, 285 nt
Organism: Staurois parvus
Lineage: Eukaryota; Metazoa; Chordata; Amphibia; Anura; Ranidae
Source: the annotation of a GenBank genome assembly
GGGAGUGGGUACCUGUCAAAUUCGAGUACCCGCUCCCAUUUCUGGUCUGAUCGCCUAGGCGAUCGAAAACGGAGGGUGUCCUCCCUCCCUUCCUGUAGUCUUUUGGGACACGUGACAGGUCCCAGAAGACUACAGGACCAUUCAUGAAGCGCAGCGCUACUCGCGCAUGCGCAGUGGGUACCCGGCUGUGAAGCCGCAAGCUGUCACAGCCGGGUGCCCACACUGAAGAAGUCGGCCUCCAGGAAUACAGAACGGCCGGUGAAACGGGCUGCGGGGAAGACACCG